Malaclemys terrapin pileata is the source of this 807-nucleotide messenger RNA. RefSeq names its product proteasome subunit beta type-11-like. The record is from RefSeq and is a predicted model, not a curated record. Gene Ontology annotation, molecular function: threonine-type endopeptidase activity. NCBI's taxonomy places the organism in Eukaryota, Metazoa, Chordata, Testudines, Emydidae. Bases 1 to 807 code for a protein of 268 amino acids. Gene Ontology annotation, cellular component: proteasome core complex. The transcript has a single exon.
AUGGCUCUGCAAGACUUGCUGCACCGCCGGCCCCGCUCCCCGCCGCCUCCGUGGCCCCUGCCACCCCCCUGCCUGGCGCCUGCUGAGACCCCCUGCCCCCUGCCCCACGGCACCACCACGCUGGCCUUCCGGCUGGCCCAGGGCGUGGUGGCAGCGGCUGACACCCGCUCGUCCUGCGGCACCUACGUGGCCUGCCCAGCCUCCCGCAAGGUGCUGCCCGUCCACGCCCGGCUGCUGGCCACCACCUCGGGGACCUCGGCUGACUGUGCCACAUGGCUGCGGGCCCUGCGCUGCCAGCUGGCCCUGCGGCGCCAGGAGGACGGGCGGGAGCCUGGCGUGGCCGAGGCGGCGGCGCUGCUGGCAGGUGGGCUGCGGGCACAGCGGGGGCGCGGGCUGUGUGUGGCCGUGGCGCUCUGUGGCUGGGACCGAACUGGCCCCGGCCUCUGGUACGUCUACAGCGACGGCACCCGCCUGCCCCUGGACGUGGUGGCCGUGGGCUCCGGCUCGCCCUACGCCUACGGGCUGCUGGACGGGGCCUACCGCCCCGACAUGCCGCCUGCCGCCGCCUACGCCCUGGCCCGCCGCGCUGUGGCCCAUGCCACCCGCCGUGACGCCUACUCUGGGGGCUGCGUUGAUGUCUUCCACGUGCGCCCGAGCGGCUGGGUCUGGGUGUCCCACAGCGACGUGGGGGAGCUGGGGGGCCUGGCCCGGGCCUUGGGGCCCACCAAGGAGGAGGAGGAGGAGGGAGCAGAACAGACCAGUGUGGACCAGUAUAAACCAGCAGGAACCAGCCUGGAGCGUCAUUAG